GCCUAAACCAAGAGCCGCAGCACCCUUUUCUUGUCUUAGUUUAUGUAUGAAAGAGAUCAUUCCAAAACCCAGAACCCAAACAAACCGUGACUGAGAAGUGUGGGCGCACACAUACACAGCACCACAAGUGUUCACUGUGUGAGCAAAAAUCUUGACCCAUAAUCACUUUAAUUAAUUUCCUCUUCCUUAAGGUUCCUAUGAAGACAAUGCAUGCGUCAGAUACAGGAAAUUCCUCAUUUUGCUCUCAGUCUUGCGGCUCCUGCCCAAGAUAUAGAAUUGACACGGAAAGGUUUUGUGGGUUUCAGUGCAGUUGUUCCUGAAAUGGAUAAAACGGGUGGAGAGGACAGACAGGAUAAAGGAUGUAAGAACAAGAGAAAAUUAGCUCAUCCUUCUAUACUUCCUGCUAGUUUACCGUUGUCUCUGUUUGACUUCCCUCGGUAUGAGUUACCGGCUUCACAAAGUGGCUCAAAUGAAUUUAGUCCAUCACAGUGGUGGUCAGAGUUUCUUAGUAAAGAAAACGAACUGCAAAUGCGUGAGCUUUCGGAUUGGAGUGAUCCUAUUGCAAGCCAGCUUGAGGAAUUGCUGCUGUCUAAUUUGCAAGCGAUUUUCACGUGUGCACUCAAGCAGGUUGUUGAAUUAGGUUUCGAUGAAAAAUUGGUUGAAAUGUCCCUUGCAAGGAAGGCCCUGUACAUUGAGGAAGGAGAUCCUGUCACAAAUAUUGUAGAUCGGACGGUGAAUGUUUUGAAGGGGAAAGAAGAUGCUACAGAUUUUGUUUUUGAGAGCUUCCAGCAUCUGCUGCAUUACACCAUGGUGGAGAUGAUCAGUGUAGUUCGUGAAGUCAAACCCUCCUUGACAGUUGGUGAUGCAAUGUGGGUUUUACUGAUAUCUGACUUGAAUCUUUCACUGGCUUGUGCAAUGCAAGAUUGCCCGGGUGUUGUUGGUAAUGGGGAAAGCUCUGCCAGUUCUUCCAGUCUCCAAUCUAAGUCGGAGGUCCAAAGCUCUGAUAUAAUUUCAAAUUGCAGUUCACCAACUCUCCAGAAGGAUUUGUCCUCCAAUCACCAGAAUCAAAGGUCUGGAGAACCUAAGUUUGGAAGUUUCCCCAAUUCACCCAACAACCAAAAUUCUCAAGCUACAGGAGGGGUAAAACUUAAGGCAGAGAAUGUUUCAUUGCCAAUUACUGCAGAGAAAUCCUCCGGAACAUCAGGGUUUCCUGCCCAUGAAUGUAAAUCUGGAUCGUGUUCUAAGAGGCAUACCAGAAAAGAAAUAGCAGCACUUAGGCAGAAGUUCUUUCACAUGGAGAAAACUUACAGGAAUUGUGGAAAAGCGGGAUUUAAAUCAGGAAAGAUUACAAGUGUUGGUAGUUUGGUUGUUGAAAAAAGACUCAAGUCACCAUCUGAAAUUCCUAAUCAGCAAAUGAAAUGUGGCUCCUCAAAUUUGCUAAGCUCAAAAGGAGUUUAUUCUGCAAAUAUAACAUGCCAUGUUUCAACCUGUGAUGCAUCUGUUUUACCUGCAGAAGGUAACUCUGGAACAUUACCUACAAAGAAUACAAUAUCUUCUUCUCCCAUGGUGAAUGCAAAAACUUCAACACGUGACAGUACAUCCAAACCAAAAUCUGAGCUAAGCUGUUCUGUCAAGAUUCUUGAUUACUGUGCUGAUAUUCCGUUUGAUGAGGCUUCGGGUAAGUAUGUCGCGCGAGAUGAGAAGGAUGAGCUCAUUUUGAAAUUAUUUGCUCGACUGCAAGAAUUGCAUGAUGAGCUACUAGGUUGGAACAACUGGACAAAUCAGAAGGUUAUGCAGGUUACGAACAGGCUUGGCAAACUACAGCCAGAGUUUAAAACUCUGAGGAAGGAAAAGCAAGAUGCUGAACUGUUGAAAAAGGAAAAGAAGCUGGCGCAGGAGACUGCUGUGAAGAGGAUAUCUGAAAUGGAGAAUGCCAUGGAAAAUACGAAAAAGCAAAUUGAGAGUGCUGCUUCUGCUACUCUCGUGCUAGAGGCAGAAAACUCCUUGCUAAAGAAGGAGUUGGAUGAUGCUAAGUUGUGGGUUGUAAAGUCAAUGGCAAGCCAUCAACAAGCACUGGAGAGUGAGCAGACGGCACUUAAACAGGCCCAGUCAUGGGAAAGCCAUAAUAGUUUGCUUCGAGAUGACCUUGAGAAAGAGAAGCACAAAUUAUUUAAUCUGCAACAGGAGCUACACAAAGAGAAAAAUCAUCAAGCCAAGAUUGAGGGUAGAUUGGCAAAAGAGAGAGCUGCGAAAGAAAAGCUCCUUUCUCAGGCUGCAUCCAUUAAAAAGGAUAGAGAACAACGUGAGCUGCACAUGAAAUCUGAAGAGGAUAUGAUUAGAAGGAAAGCUGCUAGGGAUCUGCAGAAAUAUGUGGAAGAUAUUGGAAAGGUGGAGAAAGAGUUGAUUGACUUGAAACUAAAAUCUGACUCUGAAAAAAUAGCAGCACUCCGCAGAUGUGUUGAUGAAAGGAAUGAUAGCUUCUCAAGAACAAAGAGUGCUCCAAACAUGAAGGGAAACAAGAAAUCAGAUGAGUCUCAAACAAUGGUGAGUUGCCAAGACAACUUGGCUGCUGGAAGUUUGAGGCGUGAGCAGGAGUGUGUGAUGUGCCUAUCAGAGGAGAUGUCAGUAGUUUUUCUGCCAUGUUCGCAUCAGGUGGUGUGUGCUGAAUGCAAUGAACUCCAUGAGAAGCAAGGGAUGAAAGAGUGCCCUUCUUGUAGGACCCCAAUCCAACGUAGGAUUCGUGCUAGAUUUGCUCGGCGUUAGAUCGUAGUAUAGAUUUUCCUGAAUGAAUGGGAAUCUUGAAGAAGAAAUACAGUGUACUUCCUCCUUCCUUUCCGAAACCAAAAGGAAAUAAACAAGAAAGAAAAACAGAAUAGACAAAGAAAGAACUUUCCCAAGGGACAGUUGAGUGUAAAGACCGUUUAUGCUUUUACAUUUCGAAACAUAAAUCAGCACAAUGAGUUUUUAUAUAAUAGGAGUAUCUUGAAUUA
This is a messenger RNA of Vigna unguiculata (cowpea), 2990 nucleotides long. Its product is annotated as putative E3 ubiquitin-protein ligase RF298. The record is from RefSeq and is a predicted model, not a curated record. Lineage: Eukaryota; Viridiplantae; Streptophyta; Magnoliopsida; Fabales; Fabaceae.